Molecule: messenger RNA, 144 nt
Organism: Colletotrichum orchidophilum
Lineage: Eukaryota; Fungi; Ascomycota; Sordariomycetes; Glomerellales; Glomerellaceae
Exons: 1
Coding region: 1-144 (47 amino acids)
Source: RefSeq, a predicted model, not a curated record
AUGACCGUCUACAUAGCCUACAGCGGCCAGGAGGAUGUUCAUAAGAACAAAUUAUACUUAUCCCAAUUCUCGCCGCUUUUUGCUUCAAGAAUGGCAUCAUUCCCGGCAAUUUGUGUUGGGUCAUAUAGACGACGUCGAAAAUGA